This is a messenger RNA of Zingiber officinale, 1821 nucleotides long. Its product is annotated as WD repeat-containing protein 48-like. Lineage: Eukaryota; Viridiplantae; Streptophyta; Magnoliopsida; Zingiberales; Zingiberaceae. Gene Ontology annotation, biological process: double-strand break repair via homologous recombination; protein deubiquitination. Gene Ontology annotation, molecular function: ubiquitin binding. The record is from RefSeq and is a predicted model, not a curated record. The transcript is spliced from 14 exons. Bases 1 to 1821 code for a protein of 606 amino acids.
AUGCAUCGUGUGGCAAGUUCCAACAACACAUCUGGUUCAGAUCGUCCUCCUCAAAAAGAGAAACGCUUAUCAUAUGUGUUGAAUGAUGGAGAUGAUAAAAAGCAUUGUGCAGGCGUUAAUUGUGUAGUUGUGUCAAAACCAUCAGUUUCAGAUGGCCAUGACUAUGUUUUCACCGGCAGUCGAGAUGGAACAUUGAAGAGAUGGGUUGUAACGGAUGAUGAAGCGAGUUGUUCAGCAACAUUCGAAUCGCAUGUAGAUUGGGUAAAUGAUGCAGUUUUGGCUGGCGAUGUGCUUGUUUCUUGUUCUUCAGACACCACAAUCAAGACAUGGAAUUCCUCGUCUAAUGGUGUUUGCACUGGGACUCUCCGUCAGCAUUCCGACUACGUUAUGUGUCUCGCAACAAGUCGACAAAGAAGCAACAUAGUUGCCUCAGCUGCGCUUGGUGGUGAAGUUUUCAUAUGGGACCUUAAUGCAGCUCAUUCGCCGAUCACUAGCCCUAUUGACACAGCUGAAGAAAUGAUGCCAAGUCUAUGUGGAUGCAAAGCUAGCGAUGACAUUCUGAUCCACAACACCCAAUCUCAUGGGCACAAUCCCGUUAUUGUGGAGGGACACAAGAAGUCAUCAAUAUAUUCUUUGGCCAUGAGUGAUAAUGGGAAUGUGCUUGUAUCUGGAGGAACUGAAAAGGUAAUACGUGUUUGGGAUGCAAGAACAGGGUCCAAGAAUAUGAAACUUAAAGGCCACAGUGACAACAUUAGGGCUCUGCUUCUUGAUUCUACAGGAAGAUUUUGCCUGUCAGGAUCAUCUGAUAAAUUGAUUUGCCUAUGGGAUCUUGGUCAACAGCGCUGUGUGCAUUCUUAUGUUGUGCACAAAGAUUCAGUCUUCGCACUUGCUUCUACUCCAGAAUUCACCCAUGUUUAUAGUGGUGGUAGAGACCAAUCUUUAUACUUGACAGAUUUGUCGACAAGAGAGAGCAUUUUGCUUUACAAAAAAGAAGAUCCAAUUUUACGAAUGGCCUUAUGCGAUGAUAGUAUUUGGGUUGCGACAACAGAUUCAUCAGUAGACAGGCUGCCAGCUGAAGGAAACAACCUUCAAAGAAUGUUAAAAAAUGGUGCUUCUUUCAUAGCCAGAAGCUUGUCAUUUACAAGGUCAAGAAAUUCUUCAGAAGGACCUGCACCCGUUACUUUAUACAAAUCACCAUCUUUAACAAUUCCAGGAAAGCCAAGAAUUCUACAGUAUGAAAUUUUAAAUAGUAGAAGGCAUAUAUUGACCAAGGAUACUUCAGGUUCAGUUAAGUUAUGGGAGAUUACCAAUGGGCUCGUCAUUGAGGAUUAUGGAAAGGUUUCGUUUGAAAAGAAAAAGAAAGAGCUAUUUGAAAAGGCAAGCAUACCAGCAUGGUUUACCGUGGAUAAUCGACUAGGUUGCCUAUCGAUUCACUUAGAUAAUCCUCAAUGUUUCUCAGCAGAGAUGAAUGCUAUUGAAUUAAAUUCAGAAGCGGCACAAGAUGAUGCAAAGAUAAAUCUAGCUGAGGAGACGCUUAGUGGUCUAUUGGCACAUUGGAAGGCUAAACGAAUGAAGAGGAUGGAAUCUCAAGCUUCAUCUAAUACCGAUAUUGAACAAGAGAAUAACACUCUCAUGGUGCACCCUUCUUUUGAGUUUUCUUCAAACUCACCUCCAUCAAUAGUUACACAGGGUUCAGAAGGAGGUUAUUGGAGAAGAAGGAAUACAAACUUAGAUGGUACAAAAGAUGAGAAAGAUCUACCUUGGUGGUGUAUAGAUUGUAUUCUAAAUGGUAAUCAAUCUCAAAGAGAAGUUACCAAAUAA